Molecule: messenger RNA, 1580 nt
Organism: Colletotrichum scovillei
Lineage: Eukaryota; Fungi; Ascomycota; Sordariomycetes; Glomerellales; Glomerellaceae
Product: pyrimidine 5'-nucleotidase
Exons: 4
Coding region: 174-1079 (301 amino acids)
Biological process (GO): nucleotide catabolic process; pyrimidine nucleobase metabolic process
Molecular function (GO): nucleotidase activity
Source: RefSeq, a predicted model, not a curated record
GAGGCAUAUCGGCGUGAGUCAACACUACCUUACAUACUGCUGCCAAAGUAUCGCGAAAAGCCUCAAAAGCCCCAAUUUGCAUUUGUAAGCCAGAAACGGGGUAUUCCAACUCUGAGACUAAGGAAAAGAAACAUAAGUGUCAAACUCCAGACCAACGUGGUUUCGCUUGCUUCAUGCCGAUCAGACUCCCACCAAACAUACCUCGAAGCUUCUCUUCUUCAGCCCGACUUCGGUCCUUUUCUUCACCAAAGACCCGACCUUACACAACAAGGCGCGGCAUUGAGCAUCGCAAGCCCCUUUUGAUUUCACCUUCCAUUCUCAGACCUAAAUUAGAAGGCGCCUGCUAUACCACAUCAGCCAUGGAUGCCACCAAACCCCACACAAAUGGAGUGUCAACUUCAAAGCCUGUGCUGUUUUUUGACAUUGAUAACUGCCUCUACCCGAGGAGUUCAAAGGUCCAGGACCACAUGGCACAGCUAAUUGACGAGUACUUCGUAAAGCACCUUUCCCUCCAGUGGGACGAUGCCGUGAAAUUGCACAAGGAGUAUUACACCAACUACGGCCUUGCGAUUGAAGGUCUGGUUCGCCACCAUGAGAUUGACCCUCUAGAGUACAAUGCCCAGGUCGACGACGCCCUACCUCUUGAGGACAUCCUCAGUCCGAACCCUGAGCUGCGUGAACUGCUCGAAGAUGUCGAUAAGAGCAAGUGUACCAUGUGGCUUCUCACCAAUGCCUACGUAAACCACGCUAAGCGCGUGACCAAGCUGCUGGGUAUUGACGAUCUCUUUGAUGGACUCACUUUCUGCGACUAUGGACAGGCACCGCUUGUCUGCAAGCCUGCCAAGGAGAUGUACUUGAGGGCUAUGCGUGAAGCGGGCGUCGAGAAGAUGGAGGAUUGCUACUUUGUCGACGACUCUUACCUGAACUGCCAAAAGGCCCAGGGCUAUGGGUGGAACGUAGCCCAUCUCGUCGAGGAGGAUCUCCCUGUGCCGAAGACACCUGCAUCCGCUCAUCAGAUCCGUCACCUCAGGGAGCUGCGAGACGCCUUUCCUCAAUUCUUCAAGUCCAAGAAUGCUUAGACUAUUACAACCAGGGACAAUGAUUGAACGACAGUGGACAGAAAUUAAUAGAAGGCGAAGGAGGAUACAAACCAGAGAGAUAAAAGGCUCGGAAACACAUUUUUUGUGUUGGAUUGGGUAUCGCUAAUUCAUAGAUAUCCUUAAACUUGAAUACCCCCUGUUUGACCCAUUUUCAACGCCCAAAACACCCCAAAUGCAAUGCUAUCCUGGUGAUCGAUGUGAUGGUUCAUGGUCGUCGAACGCUUCUAAUCACUUCAUCAAGCUUCGCCAGAAUCUGGUCCUUCUCUCGUAUCGCAUCCUGCCUCUGACUCUCUGCGACCUUGAGCUCAUCUUCCAGCUCCUGAAUAUAGCGCUCCUGGUCGGCUUCGCUGCUGUCCAAGCCCGGCAGGCUGGAAAUAAGGACCUCUAUUUGCUGUUCCCUGAUGAUGAGGUCGCGCGACAGCUCGGCUAGGCCGUCCUUGAAUUCGUCUGCGGGGAGAGGGUCGACUGCGAGCGGGCUUG